Messenger RNA from Podarcis lilfordi (Lilford's wall lizard), 8508 nucleotides. The record is from the annotation of a GenBank genome assembly. NCBI's taxonomy places the organism in Eukaryota, Metazoa, Chordata, Lepidosauria, Squamata, Lacertidae.
AUGGAUCUUCUGGGAGCAGCGGCCCUUUUCCUGGUCAUCUGCCUCUCUUGCCUGAUGGUCCUCUCAACAUGGCGGCAGAUGCACCGCAAAAGCAAGAUGCCACCUGGACCAACUCCCCUCCCCUUCAUCGGGAACCUGUUCCAAGUCAACACAAGUGAUAUGUACCGUUCACUCAUGAAGGUAACUUCAGUUUCAGUUAUCCACUCUCUGCUUUGUUAUUAUCAAAUCGUUUUUAUAUACUGCUUCUGAAUGAAGAUCACUCCAUACAAUCCGCCUGCCCACCCUUCUCUCUCUCUCUCUCUCUCUCUCUCUCUCUCUCUCUCUCUCUCUCCCACUUGACUCAUCAUCUCCUCAUAAUUCUCCUUCCACCGCAUUCUCCAGCUUUUGAUUCUCUCUCUGAGGUGUUGGGGAGAAGCAGUAUAUAUUGAAGGGGACAAAGCAUGUUCCUUUUGGGUUAAUUCCCCCUCCCCUCCAUGGGUCCUAUACCUUCAGGUAUAGGGUGGUAUAGAAAAUUAAUAAUAUAAUAUAAUAUAAUAUAAUAUAAUAUAAUAUAAUAUAAUAUAAUAUAAUACAUAAUAUAAUAUAAUAUAAUAUAAUAUAAUAUAAUAUAAUAACAUAAUAUAAUGAAUAGAAGCUGUCAGCAUGUGACAGUGGCCAGACCCCAGGAAACAGCUUAAACUCACCAGCUGAAACAGGUGAAGGUAUCCGAUGGGUUGCAAACCCUCAGUGAUUUAGGGAGGUGCCUUGUAUGCGACGAUGGGCUGCAGCAGACAGAGACCAACAGCAGGUCCAUCAGUCAAGAAAGCAGUUUCUGCAUGAAGGGAGAAAUGGGGGCAGAAGGGGCUCAUCAACCUGAGAAGGUAGACAAUCUAGGAGAACUCUGACCGUAAACCUCCUCUGCUUCACGGUUACACUCAUUCAUGAGAAAGGAUUCGGGGGGGGGAUCUGGACCCAGAGCCUUGUGAGAUAUCUUUGGGGGAUAAGGAUUAGACCAUACGCAAAUCCAGAGUGGAGUCUGUAAGGUGCUUGGAUGAGGCCUCGUAUGCCUCCUUCCGGCAACUCCUGCAGCCAAACUGUUGCCAAGUGCAUUGCUUUGUUCUCCCUCGGACCACCUAAGUGAGGCUGAGAGGGGGGUCUUGCCGUCUGGGCAGCCCAGGACCCCCCUACACACCGCACAGGCUUGCACCCCAGAGAGGUCACUUUGGUGCUGUAGAUACAGAUUCUCUCACUUCAUUAUUCUGCUUCAUGGAAAGUGGGAAUGGAGGGAAAUGCCAAUAGCUGAUAGCCACAAUGGAUCUGCGUUGCUUCCGCAGUUGGAGGAAACCAGAUUCUGGAAACCACACGGGGGAGAGCGCUCUUGUGUUCAGGUCCAGCUUGAAGGUUUCCCAUAAUGGGCAUCUGGUUGGUCACUCUGAAAAGAGGAUACUGGACUCUAGAUGUGCUCCCUUUUAACCUGACCAGCAGGCUCACCUUGUGUUCUGUUUUCACAGAUUCAUCAGAAAUAUGGUCCUGUCUACACCAUCCACUUAGGCCCUCGCCGUGUUGUGGUCUUGUGUGGAUACGAUGCCGUGAAGGAGGCUCUGGUGGACCAGGCUGAAGAGUUCAGGGACCGUGGAGAGCAAGCCACGUUUGACUGGCUUUUCCAGGGUUACGGUCAGUCUCUUCUUGGGCGAUUCUUGCCCAGAGCACAUGAUUACUGGCAUUUAUAUGGCACCUUUUAGCAAGCUUAGCACCGGAGAGUCUCAAUGGUGGUUCUGUGCCGUGGAUUAUUGUUAUAUCCAUUUUAGGUAAAGGUAAAGGGACCCCUGACCAUUAGGUCCAGUCGCUCAUCUCGCUUUAUUGGGCGAGGGAGCUGGCAUACAGCUUCCGGGUCAUGUGGCCAGCAUGACUAAGCCGCUUCUGGCGAACCAGAGCAGCACACGGAAACGCCGUUUACCUUCCCGCCAUAGUGGUACCUAUUUAUCUACUUGCACUUUGACGUGCUUUCGAACUGCUAGGUUGUGAGGAGCAGGGACCGAGCAACGGGAGCUCACCCCGUCGUGGGGAUUCGAACUGCCAACCUUCUGAUUGGCAAGUCCUAGGCUCUGUGGGUUGACCCACAGCGCCACCCACGUCCCCUUAUAUCCAUUUUACUGAGGAGGUAAAUGAGCCAGAGAGUCUCUCUCCCUCUAUAAUAAUAAUAACAAUAAAACCCCACAUCAUAUCUUAGGCUGUUCUCCCAAAUUCUGAACUUUAAAACUGUACAAGAUUGGAAAAUGAAGGGUGGGUAUCUCUAUCACUGUGUGUUUUCAGCCACAUUCCCACUGAGUGCACCUUCUCCUGUUCCUCCUUCCCUUUACUCCUCCUUUGCUUCUCAGGGAUUGCCUUCUGUAACUGGGAACGGGCCAAACCGCUACGCCGAUUCUCCAUCACGACACUGAGGGAUUUUGGGAUGGGAAAGAGAUCCCUCGAAGAGCGGAUCCUGGAGGAGACCCACUUCCUGCUGGAAUCCCUGAGGGCAACAAAAAGUGAGCUCAGUUUUGGUUUCUUCAAGAAAUGUGGCAUAAUUAUAGAUGGAUGGCAGGUUGAGAGGAGUUCCCUACCAGGACAGACUUUGCUCAUGUGCUCAAGAUAUCGAUUCUUUAAAACAUAUUUUGUUGCACUGUGCGAAGUAUGAGCAAGCCAGGGCUGAACUGAUAUUACCCUUGCCAGUGCGGUGUAGUGGUUAAGAGCGGUAGUCUCGUAAUCUGGGGAACCGGGUUCGCGUCUCCGCUCCUCCACAUGCAGCUGCUGGGUGACCUUGGGCCAGUCACACUUUGAAGUCUCUCAGCCCCACUCACCUCACAGGGUGUUUGUUGUGGGGGAGGAAGGGAAAGGAGAAUGUUAGCCGCUUUGAGACUCCUUAGGGUAGAGAUAAAGUGGGAUAUCAAAUCCAAACUCUUCUUCUUCUUCUUGCUGGUACCUUUCCUGGGAAAAUCAGAGGCUCACUAUGUCAGGUUCCUAUUGGAAGACUGGACAAAUGCUAGAACAUUAGCAGUGGCGAAGUUUUUAUCAGUGGUUGCAACAACCAAUGAUCCCUAUCUUUAAGUCGGAACAAAAUGCUUGUUUAACCUGGAGAUAGGCUGUUUGAAUUGUGCAUUGCUUUGUAAUGAUUUCUUGGGUCUCUGGACCGUAAUAAAGAUUGAUAUGAUAUGAUAUGAUAUGAUAUGAUAUGAUAUGAUAUGAUAUGAUAUGAUAUGAUUGAAACUGUUGAUGGUUAACUGAGAAUUUGAAUGCUGAUAAACUGAAUCUUUUGGUUUAAUUUUGAUGAUGUUCCAUGAAUUGUUACAGAAAGUAGUAAUUGUGGUUCUUAUGUGAAUACUCUUCUAAUUAAUAUUCUGUAAGCCACCUUUAGAUGAACGGCGAGGGAGAAACAGGCAGAUGAAAGAAAACACCAGUAAAGACUGAAUUGAUUUGCAAAGUGUACUUUUGACUUGCUCCAGGGCUGAGUGACUUGGGGGUCUCUCUUUCUAGGUGAACCCUUUGACCCCACCUACACCCUGAGCCGCUCAGUAUCCAACAUCAUCGGCUCCAUCACCUUUGGCAACCGCUUUGAAUAUGAAGAUCAGGAUUUUCUCUCCAUGCUCCGCGUUAUGCUGGAAACCUUCCAGUUUACUUCCACAUCUUGGGGACAGGUAAAUUGGAGGGGAAGUGGAGGACUUAUUUGUGAAUAAUGCAAUUUCUCUUAAUUUACUCAAGGCAUGGUAUGCAGGACAGCCACCACUGUCACUACCCCAAAGACCAGCAGUGGUCAAGAAACAGGGUUAGAAGCUGCAGCAUCACCAACUAAGGACCUAGAUCACAUUCAGGAGUCUGAGUGAGCCUGGCCAACAAAAGCCAAUAUUACAAUCUUCCAUAGCAGCAGAAACUAAGUUCUCUACAAGUGGGCAGAACCUGGGAGAAGCUUAAAAAUGGUUUUGAUAUUUGUUGGAGCAAGCAUCUCACUCUGAGCUCUCCAUGGUGCUGCAACUCCUGUUCUACCUUGCUCUUUGGUCAGGCUCAGCCUGGAGCAAGUUUACAAUGUUGCUUCAACCAGAGCGAAUCUCAGAUUGAGAAACUGAAGCUGCUUGCUUUGUAAGCAAUUCCUCCCCACCCCCUGAUUCUUCCUCCAAAUCGCCUUCCUUGUCACUCAGAGAGGACAAGUCAGGCCCUGAGGUUUUGUCCGUGACAAGUUUAUGGCUUAGUCAGCACCAAGUUAUAUCUGGGUGGAGUCAGGAGUACCUUCUGUUGUUUACAAUGUUGCUUCAACCUGAGAUAAUUCCAGAUUGAGAUAUUGAAGCUGUUGGCUUUGUAAGCAAUUCCUCCACACAUCCUGAUUUUCCCUCCAAAUUGCCUUCCUUUCCCUCAAAGAUGGGAAGUCAGACCCUGAGGUUGUGUCUGUGACAAAUUCAUAGCUUAGUCAGCACCAAGUUCUGUCUGAGUGGAGUGAGGAGCUCCCUCUGUCUGUUCUUCUUGGAGUGACACUUCUCCAUUCUCCCUUCUUUUAAGCCUCCUGUUUUCCCAAACCUUCCAUGAUAACGAGGAACCGAGGGAGGGAGGAACUCCUGCUUCUCCCUGUUACGAUAUAGAAGCAAUGCAGCCGCGAGCUGCUAGCUUGAAAACACAUGAUGGAAUGUUAGGACUGUUCCGUGGGAAACAGAGGGACAGUCAACUCACAGGGCAAUGCACCAGAAUUAGCUCAGAGUCUAAUAUGAGCUCUUCCUUUUGCUCUUGUACAGGAAAUACAGGAAGUGUUUCUCUUUAGACAGCUGGAGUUUGAAGAUAGCAGUCAUGUUUUUUGUAACGCUGCAAAGACAGAAAUAAAGGAAUGUAAAUACGUUUCUGUCUAUUUCUUUCCCCUGCCUGGGGGGGCAGGAAAGAGGGGUGUGUUCUUCUCACGCUGAGAAGGAUCGCCUAUCGCGACCUAGCCUGGAUCCUGCUGGGGAAUGCAGACAGGGAGGUCAACAGGAGAUCAAGCCGGGUGCCUGGAGAGUUGCUAGUUUCUCCUGAUAAAGGCUUGAUUCCCGACACUCCCUGCCCCCAAAAUCCAUUUCAUCUUACUUUGUUCAAUAUCUGUUCUCUGUCUUCCUCCCCCUAACUCUGGAUUCCUCCAAACCCGACACACGCAGCUCUACGACAUGUUCUCCAGCAUCAUGCAGCACCUGCCUGGCCCACAAGAUAAAACCUUCAAGAAGCUGUUGGGCCUGAAGGAAUUCAUUGAAAGGAAGGUAAAAGAAAACAAGGAGACCCUGGACCCCAACAACCCUCGGGAUUUCAUUGACUGCUUCCUAGUGAAAAUGCAGCAGGUAAGAUUAUGUUAUUCUAGUUACUACGAUCAAUUUCUGUGUAAGGAAACUUUAUAGACUUUCUUUCUUUCUUUCUUUCUUUCUUUCUUUCUUUCUUUCUUUCUUUCUUUCUUUCUUAAUAAAUCUUUAUUGAAUUAAAAUACAAAUAUAUACACAUGAAUAUAUACAUACAUAAAGAUAAAAUGAAAAGAUUAAGACUAAAAGAGAGAGAAAAAGAAAAAAACACACACCAAAAAAAGAAAUUUGCAUUAUUAUAUAAUCGUUCAUUAAAUUUCUAAAUAAGAGACUUCCAAUUCUUCUCAUUGUACUUGUAUUGUUAUUUACAUUUAACGCACAGCCUUCUUUUGCCCUAAUUUAUCUUCCUGUACUCUGGUAAAUUAACAUUUACACUGUGUUUUACAAGGAUCAAUUUAAUUCUGCAAGGAGCUUGUUACUUGUACAGUGUGUAUUUAAGUAAUCAUUGAAUAUCUUCCACUCUUUGUAUACUUUCUGAUUGUAAAGCCCUCCUUCUGUCCCCGUCAUCUUUGCCAGUUGUAGGUAUUCAAUUGUAAGAGUCUGCCUUUCUGUUAUCAUGGGUACUGUUUCAUUUUUCCAAAUUCUUACCAUUUAUAUUCUGGCUGCUGUAGUUCCAUACAUAAACAACGGUCUUAUAUCUUUUCCGAUUUCCAGUGUCAUUAUACCUAGGAGGAAGGCUUCUGGCCUUUUUCUGAAUGUAAAUCUAAAUAACUUUUUGAAGUCAUUGUAUAAUUUAUCCCAAAAUUCACGGAUGACUGCGCAGUUCCACGUGUGUAAGUAUGACCCUGUCUCUUUUUUGCAUUUCCAGCAGAUUGGUGAUCUGCCUUUAUACAUUUCGCAAGUUUUGCUGGAGUGUGGUGCCAUCUAUAAAUAAUUUUCAUUACAUGUUGGAUAGAAACUAAGUGGUUUCCAGCUGUAAUGCUUUAAGAGAUAUGAAAAAAGGUUUAUAAAUGGGUAAAAGCUUAAUGGUAAGGAUUUGCUGAACUAACAAACUGAACUGGAAUACAAAAAAGGGAGGUACGAGGAGGUCCGGGGAAAUAAGUGUAAGGAAGAUAUGCUAUGGAAAAUUAAUGUGUUUUUAACUGUUUUUAUUUUGUAUGUUUCUUUUUAUUUUUCAUUUCUUUGUUAUACCUUAAUAAGGGGUUUUUUUUUAUUCUUCUUGCUGUAUUUUGUAUUUUCUUGUAUUUUUGUUUUUUGUUUUUGUGUAAUUCUUGUAUUCUUUGAAAUUUUAAUAAAUAUCAUUUUAAAAAAUAUAUAUAUAAAUAAUUUUCAUUACAUUCUCCCUAAGCUUAUAGCACGCCGGGAAUUUUAUGGAUGGCUUUAAAAGAAGAUUCGACACAUUGAUGAGGAGAGUUCUAUUGAAGACUACUGGCUAGGAGGGCUGUGCCCUGCUCUCCGCAGUUGGUUGCAACCAUGCUUCUGAAUACCGGUUGUUGGAAACCACGGGAGGGGAGAGGACUGUUGUGCUUGAACCCUCCUUCCCAGUGGAUCAUCUGGUUGGCUGCUGUGAGAACAGGAUGCUGGACUAGAUGGGCCUGAUUCAGCAGGCACUUCUCCUUUGCCUCUGUAGCCUUUCUGCACAAAGGGACUGCGUGGUUGCUCCCUCCCACUCCACCCAACCCUCUGUUUCCCACACAAUCAUUGGGCUGCUUUUCAGCACUCCACAACUGACCCUUCCCCUCAUUGCAUGACAUCACUGUAGCUCAGCCAAUCCGUAGGGGAGAGAGACCUUCAUAGAUAGGAGGCAGUCAGAUUGUAGCCUAUCGCAAAAUAUAAUAUGUGAAAUAUCCUCUUUUCUCGUUUUCCUUCUUGCUAGGAAAAGGAAAACCCAAACUCAGAGUUCUUCCUAGAGAAUCUAAUUAUGACAACCCUCAAUGUCUUCUUUGCUGGCACGGAAACAGUCAGCAGCACCUUGCGCUAUGGCUUCCUGCUUCUACUGAAAUACCCGGAAAUUGAAGGUGAAUGCGGAAGUAGCUGUAAAGGAGGGUGGAGAAAUCUCUUUGUUUUUGCCAGUUAUGAAGGUGCAAAUGGACACUUUUUGUCACAUCCUGCUGAUUUCUCAACAGAGAAGAUCCACAAAGAGAUUGAACGUGUGAUUGGCCUGAAUCGCAUUCCCAACAUGGAUGACCGUCCCCUGAUGCCCUAUACGGAUGCUGUGAUCCACGAGAUCCAGAGAUUCGCUGACAUGCUCCCUUUGGGGUUAGCAAGACGUGUGACCCGUGAUACCCAGUUCCGGGGAUACACCAUUCCCAAGGUAUUUUGGUUUCACUCAUUCCUGAGACUUAGACUCCACCGUUCAGUACAAUUUCCAGACAUGGUUUGUGAGCUAACAAAUUCCUCUGAGGCACCUCUAUCUCUGACCUGUCUGCCAUUAUCAUUGUGGGGGUAUCCAAGCAAAUCCAAAAUAAGACCUGAAGAGCCCAGCCAGAUGACGCGAUGUUGGUUCCACAUCUUCUAGUGCUACCUUCCCCAAAGGAGUAGUGGUGGUUAUGGAGCUUAAAGGGGUUAAUUCUAACCCUCUAAAAGCCAUUUCCCCCUUCCCUUCUCAUCAGAAAGAACUCUUUGAUGGUAAGAGCUUUGAGGCUGUGGAAAGGGCUCCCUCAGAAGGUGGUGGAAUCUCUUUCCACCAAGGUUUUUCAACAGAGGUUGGAUGGCCAUCUGCCAUGGAAGCUUUAGUUGAGAUCUCUUCAUCACAGGUGGCUGCACUAGAUGGCCCACAGGUCCUUUCCAGCUCUACAAUCUAUGGUUCUAAGAUUCUCUCCCUCUCUUGGUCAGGGGACUGAAAUCUUCCCUGUGCUUGGAUCUGUGCUGAGAGACCCCAAAUAUUUUGCAAGGCCAGAUGCGUUUGACCCCCAACAUUUCCUGGAUGAGAACGGGCAGUUCAAGAGGAAUAAGGCUUUUAUGCCAUUCUCCGUCGGUGAGUGAGUCCUCUUCCCUUUCCAAGCCACUGCCGAGUCGUGUCUAACAGCCCCCUGAAAGCCUGUAUUCACCUUCCUCCUCUUUCCUAGGGAAACGCUAUUGCUUUGGGGAGCACCUCGCUCGGAUGGAGCUCUUCCUCAUCCUCACCAGCAUCCUGCAGAACUUCCGCUUCAAAUCUCCCAUCCCUCCUGAAAAGAUCAACAUCUCUCCCAUGCUGGUUGGCUUUGCCACCCUUCCGCAUUUUUAUGAGAUGUGUGCCAUUCCCCUCUGA